CAGGCGGGUGACGGCAGUUCUUGCCCGAAAGGAGCAGACGAGCUGCGCGUGCUCACUGCUAAUCGGCAGCGGCCUUCCCGACUUGGUGUUGACCCUGAAGCGUGAGACGAGAGAAAAAGUGGCUUCGGGUAUGGGUUUAAAAUAAACCAACAAAGAGAAGAUCUAACCCGAAUGAGCUCAGUCUCUGAAGAUCUUGGUUGCAGACGUGGAGAGUUCAGCAGGAAGCACUAUGGAUCCGUGGAGCUUCUUAUAUCUAGUGAUGCUGAUGGAGCUAUUCAGAGAGCUGGACGAUUCCGUGUGGAAAAUGGCUCCGCUGAUGAGAAUACAGGCUACACUCCAGGUACAUGGCACAGGACAGAUGUGCAUUUGGAAAAUCCAGAGUAUUAUACAAGAUGGUAUUUCAAAUAUUUUUUAGGAAAAGUUCAUCAAAAUUAUAUAGGUACAGACUCAGAGAAGAACCCUUUCUUUCUGUCUGUUGUACUUUCUGACCAAAAUAAUCAGCGUGUUCCUCAAUACCAUUCAAUUCUUUGGAGAAAAACGGGUACUCAGAAAAUAUGUCUCCCUUACAGUCCCACAAAAACAUUAUCAGUGAAAUCUAUAUUAAGCGCAAUGAGUCUUGAGAAAUUUGAGAAAGGGCCAAGGGAAAUUUUUCAUCCUGAUAUACAGAAGGAUUUAUUGGUUCUUGAAGAGCAAGAGGUAAAUGGAUCUGUGAAUUUUAAAUUUGGAGUCCUUUAUGCUAAGGAUGGGCAGCUUACAGAUGAUGAAAUGUUCAGCAAUGAAACUGGAAGUGAAAGCUUUCAAAGAUUUUUGCAUCUCUUGGGUGACACGAUUACUUUGAAAGGCUGGACAGGCUACAGAGGGGGACUGGACACAAAAAAUGAUACCACAGGAACCUUUUCCAUCUAUACAGUUUACCAAGGGCAUGAAAUUAUGUUCCAUGUUUCAACAAUGCUACCAUAUUCUAGAGAGAACAAACAGCAGGUAGAAAGGAAGCGGCAUAUUGGAAAUGACAUUGUCACUAUCGUAUUUCAGGAAGGAGAAGAGACUGCUCCAGCAUUCAAGCCAUCCAUGAUUCGCUCUCAUUUUACACAUAUUUUUGCCUUAGUGAGAUAUAAUAAGGAGAAUGAUAGUUACAGGCUAAAAAUAUUUUCAGAAGAAAGCGUUCCUCUCUUUGGGCCUCCACUUCCAUCCCCACCUGUGUUUACAAAUCACCAGGAAUUCAGGGAUUUUGUUUUGGUUAAAUUAAUAAAUGGGGAAAAAGCCACCUUGGAAACACCAACGUUUUCUCAGAAACGUCAGCGCACUCUAGACAUGCUGAUCCGCUCUUUAUACCAGGACCUGAUGCCUGAUCUACACAAGAACAUGCUGAACAGGAGGUCCUUCAGUGAUGUGUUACCAGAGUCUCCAAAAUCAACACGGAAGAAGGAGGAAGCUCGGCAAGCAGAAUUUGUCCGACUUGGUCAGGCACUCAAACUGAAAACUGGUGUGAAAGGGGAUACACCAGCUACCUUGGCAAAUACAAGCUUUUGUAAAAAGGAGCCUUGGGAGUCCCAGUCUUUCUGCAGUAAUUUUCCUCAUGAGGUCAUCUGUGCAGAUUCUUGGGGCCGGUCCUUACUGGUUUCUACAGAUGCUGGCGUCUUGUUAAUAGAUGAUGGUCAAACUGCUGUUCAAGUAUUUGAUAAAACUCUGCAAAUAAAGCAGAUGCAUGUGUUGGAAGCUCUGGAUUAUUUGAUUGCCCGAACAGAUAAAGGGAAAGACUCCCGUCUCCUUGUCUUCAGAUUGAGUUCAGUCCGAAAAGAUAUAGAAACAAAGCAGGUGAUAAGAAGCAAAUAUGACUGCAGAGAAAAUAAAUUGGAGAGAACAAAAGGCUGCCAUUUAUAUGCUAUUAAUACUCACCAUGGCGGUGAACUGAGGAUUGUUGUGGCUAUUCGGAACAAACUACUUCUCAUCAUAAAGAAAUACAAUCCAUGCAACAGUUUAACAGGCAGCUCUCCAUCAUUAUCUGAAUCUCCAUUAGAGGAGUUCCAGUAUAUCCGGGAAAUAUGCCUUUCUGACCCUCCAGUGAUUAUGACGCUAGUUGAUGGACCUACUGAAGACAGUGACAAUAUGAUUUGUGUAGCUUAUCGGCAUCAGUUUGAUUUAGUUAACGAAAGUACUGGGGAGUCCUACAGACUGCAUCAUAUUGAAGCAAACAAGGUUAAUUUUGUUGCAGCUAUUGAUGUAUAUGAAGAUGGUGAAGCUGGUCUACUAUUAUGUUAUAACUAUGUUUGCCAGUAUAGAAAAGUGUAUCCGUUUAAUGGUGGUUCUCCGCUGAUUCAGCCAUCAGCUUAUGAUUUUCACUUUUGCUGGAAUCAAGUUCCUUAUGCUGUUGUCUGUGCUUUCCCUUACAUACUUGCCUUCACUACUGAUUCCAUUGAAAUACGUUUAGUGGUGAAUGGAAACUUAGUCCACACAGCAGUUGUGCCUGAGCUUCAACUUGUAGCAUCAAGGUCGGAUAUUUAUUUUAAAGCUACUGCUGCAGUAAGCGGAUCAUCUCAUAGCAGUUCUAAGGAAAUCAGUUCAAGAAGUUCACCUCAAACACCUACAGCUUAUGAUAUGCCAGAAUGUUCUCUUUCUUCUUCAGAAGUUUCAGGUGAAGUUACAUGUAAAAACUUGUAUAAAAUUCCUCUUAGUAAUCUGGUAGGGCGAAGCAUUGAACGACCUCUGAAGUCACCUUUGACUCCUAAAGUCGUCACUACUCCAACAUCCGGUGGCAUUACCUCUCUUCCUGUUACUCACUCACUAUCCUUAUCUCGCAUGGAAAUUAAAGAAAUUGCAAACAGAACACGUAAAGAAUUGCUGGGCCUCUUGGAUGAGCCUAUUCCCAAGACAGAAGGUUCACAGAAGCAAAAAAAGAUUCCUCGAAGACAGUCAGACCCCAAGCAGGGAGCAGUAAGAUCAACUAGUAGUGACAGUGACUUUUGUCUUCAUCUUUGCAGAAUAAUCUCAGCCUCUUUCGAAAGCUAUUCUGAGGGUCGUCAUCUUUCCACUAGUUCAGAUCCUGAUUCUGUAGCAAACAGGGAGGAGAGCUCACCAUUUAGCUAUCCAUUUCAUCUGACUUCUUUAUCUGAUGAAGACAUCAUUGACUUGAAGUGAAGACAGACAAGACUGUUCCUUACUUCACCUUUUCUUACAACUCUGUGAGCUCUGUAGGAAUGUCACAAACAGUGCUUCUAGUGGUAAAAUGUGGCUGGAAGUAUUGGUGAUUAAUCUUUAUAGGUCUCAUGUUGUUCUGGCUUGCUUAGCCUGGUUUGGUGAUGCUUGCAUCUUUGAUGUCUGUUUGUUUUCUUAUUUUAGUUAAUGAACUAUUACUUUUCUGUGGUAUUUUAAAGGUAGGUUAUCAAUGAGAGCUUCAGGCUGAAAUUGAAGUAAAUAAAAAGUAUUUCUUAUUCUGAGCUACCUGAAGUAGCAUUCUGUAAAGUUAAUUGCUGUUACUAAUGUUGUGAGUUCUUUUACAGCAGUGCGUGCGAUGUAGGAAGAAGAAUUUUGUAAUGAAAAUCACUCCUUUUGUUGUUUUUAUUUAAUCUAAAAAAAAAAAAAAAAAAAAAAAAUACUUCUAGGCAAGAUCUUCUCAAACAGUGCAGUCUGUCCUGGAAAUGAUGCAGCUGUUUUUUGUUCAGUGAAGAAUCAAGAAUAUUCUAUAAAGAUCAGGUGACAUAUGAACAUGCUUUUUUCUCUGACCUGUCUGUGUACAUAUUUUUAGAGGAACUUGAAAACUGUUUUGGCAUUAAGAAUCUUUGAGUAGAAGGAGUCUUAUUUAAAAACAAACAAACAGAAAAAAAAAAAAAAAACAAAACCACACAGAUCUUCCUUAAAAAUUUAAAGUCAAAAUUAAACUAUAUUUCUCCAUCUAGUGGAACAACUUUUCUGUAAUGCACCUUGAGAUUUCCUCAUUACAGGCGGAAGCCACCCCCUAAUUCUGGUUAUGGAAAGAUUCCUGUGCAGGCGUCAAAAUUUGUUGUUUGCUCUUGUAUCAACAAUAGAAGUCACUGCUUCAGAUAAACAUUUUUCUAAGUGGACCAGACUAAAAUUUUACUGCUAGGAAGCUAGUUUUCUAUGAUGAAAUAGCCUUAGAAAAUCUUUUGUCUUGUUAAAGGACAAAAUUUCAUCAUUAAGCUUGAUUAUUUUUUUUAACCCUUCUGUCUAUGCCAAAAAGUCAAUUUUAAACAAUAUUUUGAAAGAGUUUGCUGUCUUUCAUGAAAAUGUGAUGCUUCCAGGCUUUUUAUAUAGAAAGAUGUGGGCUUUAUUAGCAGGUAUUUCUUGCUGCUUAUGUAGACAUAGUUCUGUAUCCUUGAUUUUUUUAUUUUUUUUUAAUAUGUAGUAUAUGUAAGCAUGACCAUGUGAUGAUUUCUGCCUUUUGCUUCUGCCUGUCUGAAUGUGAAACUUUUUGGAAAAUUUUUCAUGCCCUGUUUAUUGUAUUAUGAUAGAUUAAUAUCUCCACCUAAGAAAAUAUGCAAGGCCAUAACUUAAAAGAAUAACUUCUUUUUCUUGAGCAAGAAAAGAAGCAAUAAUUUAAGCAGUACUUUGUUCAGGAGCAGAAGCAGUAUUAACCAGUGACUGCUUUUUUUUUUUUUUUUUUUUUUUAUUAUUCUUUGGGCAACCAUGGAUGUGUGGGGUGAGCCUUAAUAAACUUCUGAAAGGAAGUGCCACCUUAAAGUCUUUGCAGGAGCUUGUAAUUCUGUUCAGAAUGUUUUCAGAGGCCAUAGUCAUUUAUCCCAACCUAUCUGUCUUGUCAGUUGAGAUUUGAGAAGAAUUGGUCUGGAAGUAUCAUAUGGUCCUUAUCCUGCUGGAAGUUGUGAACACUUUCGUGGACUUAAUGAAUCCACUUUAGGAAGCACUGUUGGCACUUAGAUAUUUUUAGAAAGCAGAAGCAUUGCUGUUUUCAGUACACAAAUUUCAGAGCGUAGUACUUAAUUUCUUUUGUGUGGGUGUUUUUGAAGUCUGUACCAGUUUGUUUUGCUGCAAAACUCAGGCUUGAUUUAAAAUAAUAUUUCAACUGGAAAAUUUGCUUAGUGAUUUUGGAAUAUCACAUCGUAAAUGUACUGCAGAAGUUCACUUCUGUUAUUCUAGCAUAAUUUAACAUAAGUGAAGAACCUGAACAAACGUGUUAAAAGACAUGGAAAGACCCUUAUAGAUGGAGCACUGUAGAAGAAUAGAGAAAGUCUGACAGUACCUGACCCCUGCCUAUGGUGGUAGGCAGAAUGAUAAAAGAUUGGUAUUUGUGUCAAACCAAUAUGUGACAAUACGUAGAUGGGGUAUAAGGCAAGAAUUACUUUGUUUAAGCAGAACCACAACACUGCCAACAGAGAGAAGCUUUGUAGUUCUACCCGUAAUAGCAACAUUGAUGACAUCUAACCAAUACUAAAAGUGACAAAAGGAUUGUAAGGAAUACAGCAUUUACAUUUUAUGUGAGACAAAAAAAUGAAGACUAGCUUCAUGGUAUUUAUCUGGAACAAAACAUUGGAAUAGUUUGAAGAUGGCAACAUAGUUGCUGUGUCAACUCACUUGUCUUAACCCUGCCUCUUCUGACCCACCAGCUGAAUUUUAUGAUAUAGCUUGACUUAAUGGGUCAACUGUUAUGUUAGUCACAUUGGAAACUACCAGACCUAAAAGAAUUAAUACUCACGUAGGACAGGCAAGAUCUGAACAGUGGAAAAAUUACCUGUCUCCAUUCCUAAUGUAUGUAGUGCCUUAACAAUAACAUUUUUCCUUCUGUAAUUAAUCAGUAUGCCAUAUAGGCAUGCAAGAAUAAUAUUAGACCUAGUAAAAGGAGAUGAAGAGGUCAGGCAAUGCUGAUUUUUAAUAUUACUCCUAGAUGUGGUAACUAAGGCUUUAUGGUCACAUUCAUGUCAUUUAUUACCUACUUACUGUCAGAGAAUAUCCUGGAGCGUGGGUAGAAGACAGGGAAUGUGGUAGUUUUGCUUGGAUUUUGUUUGAUGCAAGCCACAAGAACCAAACUGUGAAAUUCUUUAUGACAUUUGUCUUACCUAAAAGACAAAAUAACACAAAAUGUGAAGCUGCUAGGACAACUGACAAAUAGCCACUGUACAAGGAUGUGGUUUCUGUUGGCUUAAAACUGUCAUCAGACUCUCACAUACUAUGUGCAUCUUUGUGUGAUGAAAUGUUGUCCUCAGAACUAGCAGUCUCAAAAUAGGACAAAGUUUUAAUACAUCUGUGUAAUCUCUUCUUCAGACCAAUGUCAAGUGACCAGGGAAAAUGAAAUGGCUUCCUGGAAGGCUACUUGGAUGGACUGCUAUGCUGUUGUUCACUCCAGUCCCUUGAAGCCAUGUUAUUUCCUCUCCUGUCUGCAAUGUGCAUGCUUCUAUUCAAUUAGCUUGGAAAGUAGCCUUGGGCACAAAAAGCAUAGCCCUUUCUAUCUCAAGUACAGCCUUUCUGAUUUUCACAUCUUGUGUUAAAACUGCCAUUUACCGGUGUUCUUGGUGUUGGCUGACCAACAUAUAUUUGAGAGAAAAUAUUUGGAACUGCAGCAAGGAUGGGUAGUAGCUUCAUCUAAUGGAGAACACUGGAAAAUAAGCUUGCUACCACCACAUCCAGUAGAAGUGUGGAAAAGUCUUUCUGUGAAGGAUGAGCUGUUACCAGCUUGAAUGCUUGCUAUCAAGCUAAGUUAAACUAAAAGUCAAUUCUGGACUCUUAACACAGAUAAGGCGCUGCUAGAAGUGUUUAGUGUCCUAGUUUGCUGGAUUUGUUGGAGGAGGAGGGCUUUUAACUUCUCCUGGAUAAUGGAAUUAUCAUCAUUUCUGCACAGUACCUUAGUCUGACUAAAUUACAGGAAUUUAGUUUACUCUGGUUCAAGAAGCAGGACUGAACAGACAGCUAACUUAGAAUGGACUUGUGCCUUCUCAAUAGCAUCAGUGAUACAUAUACAAUCACAGGAUGGAUAAAGUUGGAAGAGACCAGAGGAGAUCAUCUAGCCCAAAACUCACCCCCACAUAUCUCCAUUCAAAACUACAUAAACUAGAGCAGCUUGUUCAGUAUCAUGUUAUUGAAUUUUGAUUCAGUUCAAGAAUGAAUAAGCAGCAUUUUCAACAACUCAUCAUCCUUUUAUUACAUUUACUUUAUAACAUGCCUGUGAACCAUCACAACUUUGAAUAGGACUCAAGAGCCCUGGGACACAUUAGUUUAUUCCUUCCCACAUGCAUAAUAUGUGGCUCUUAAGGCUGAAGCUUGAUGAGUCCUUCCCAAGGUCUUUACAGCUUGGCAUUUAGGAACUCCAGAACAGAGAUUAAACCUACUUGGGAUCCAGACUAACUGUCCUUUCUUUCUAGUCUCAGAAAUGGAAAGUAAUGAAAUGUUUCCUUCUGAGGAGAGAGAAAGACUGAAGUGUACGAUGAGGAAGGGCUAAGUGCUCCCAAGAUGGUAAAAGAUAGAUUCUAGAUUGAAUGAACAAAUAUGAUUAAUAGCUUCAGUUGCUUGGUUUGCAAAUGACAGGUUGACCUGUCCUGGUUACAAUUGUUUCCUAGUUUGGAGCUAUUUUUUUUUAAUUUGUUCUGGCUUUUUUGUGUUGGUUGUUUGUUUGUUACGUUUGUUUUUGAAAUGCAUGACUGGAUGUCAGCUGGCACCCAGAAUGAGUCGCAAUUCUGCUGUCUGCUUUCAUGUGACUUUCUAUACAUAUGCAAGUAUGCAAGCAUUUGUGAUUGACUGAUAGAUUCAAAUUUCAAAGUAUUUCUUGAUUCAAAGUAUUUUUAGAUGGUCAACUGAAUAAACGUUAAAACAGUUCUUAGUAAGGCAAAUAACAGGUUAGAUUGCACCCACAAGAAGCAUAGCACUGUUAUGUACACCUAAGGUUGCUGUGCCUGCCCUUUCCUCUCUGUUGUUGUAGGUGUCUUUAGAUAAGCCACAAACUCCUGCAGGCCUUUCUAAAAAUGUGCAUUUAUGACUUGCAUUUGCAGAUGCAAGAGCUUCCCCAGAGCUUUUGGCUUAGUCUGCGUUCGAGACAUAGUCUUUUCAGUUUGGAUGUUUUAACAUGUGUAUAUACAUGUGUGUGUCAUACUGAAUAGUGUCAUUAUUAACAACUUUGAUGUCAUGUGCCCAGUGCUUGCUAAUUCUGUAAAAGCACUUUUCUCAGAAAUCCAAGCAUAGCCUGAUUUUUGUGGGGAAACAGGUUAUACUCUGAGAACUAAAUACACUGCAUUAACAAUAUGAGGGAGCUUCUGUGACAGUAUGCAGCAAGCACACAGGAUAAAAAGUACGGAUACUGUUACUACAGUUGAUCACAGCCAUUUCACCAGUCUGCUUAAUGACUAGAUGCUUCACUUUGUUGUUGCACACCUGCAACUGACUGACUACUUCUUUGCUAGUGAAAAUUAUAUUAGAUUAAUGAUCUGACGGAAAAAACUGAGAUUAUUUUUCUCUUAUUUAUUUAUAGCUCUAUUACAUAUUUAACUGGUUGGAUGGAAAUGUUGUCUCUAAAGGUUUUUGUAAGAAAGUGUAAUCAACGUGCAAUGUCAGUUUUAACAGAGACUUUGAAUGUUAGUGGGCUGUUUUGUAAUUUAGUAACUGCCGUGUUAAGACAGAUGCUGAGUCUGUGAUCAAAACCUCUUUACUACCACUUGUCUUAAAUGCCAGUGUAUUACCAUUGUGUUUAAUGUCAUGUGAUAGUGCAUAUGCUUUGUGUUUUAGAUGUAGCAUCUAAAUAGAAACAUUCCUGUCACAGCUGGAAAUGUUUUAAGUGCGAUUUAUUGUUAUUGUGGAGGAGGAAGAAGUGAUUCACUUCUUCAUAUGUAAUAAAUUUUACAUCAGUUCUUUCUUUCAAA
Messenger RNA from Centrocercus urophasianus (Greater sage-grouse), 8813 nucleotides. RefSeq names its product GTPase activating Rap/RanGAP domain like 3 (gene GARNL3). NCBI's taxonomy places the organism in Eukaryota, Metazoa, Chordata, Aves, Galliformes, Phasianidae. The record is from RefSeq and is a predicted model, not a curated record. The coding region runs from base 172 to 3135 and encodes 987 amino acids. The transcript is spliced from 29 exons. Gene Ontology annotation, molecular function: GTPase activator activity. Gene Ontology annotation, cellular component: cytoplasm. Gene Ontology annotation, biological process: activation of GTPase activity; regulation of small GTPase mediated signal transduction.